AUGGAGCAUAUUUCCACAACCGCCUUAGCCAUCACCGUUCCUGAUGAGUACUCGAGCGGUGCCCGUGGCUAUGCCCUACAUAUGAAAGAUAAGAAGCGGAGUUUCAAAUGGGGACGGCAAAUAUCCCUGAUCAUACUCCGCACUUUCAAUUCGCGGCUAGGAAAGCCGCGGCCAUUCUGUGUUCCCGAAAGAGCGUUGAAGGUUGGGGAAAUAGCCGCAGACUCGGUAGUUAAUACUCUCAUGUUUUAUGUGGUUGAAUCAGCGAAUUAUUUAAAGUAUGGUGGGUCUGUGGGGUCACUCCAGCCACAUUUCCAGACCCCUGGGCGGCUUUUCCAUUUCGGGACAAUGGACGGUUAUCCUUGGCUGGCAUGCAUGACGGGGAUCUGGAAGUCCCUGCCAACUGCCUUAUCUGGAAAUUCAACCUUUUACUAA
Molecule: messenger RNA, 432 nt
Organism: Coccidioides immitis RS
Lineage: Eukaryota; Fungi; Ascomycota; Eurotiomycetes; Onygenales; Onygenaceae
Exons: 4
Coding region: 1-432 (143 amino acids)
Source: RefSeq, a predicted model, not a curated record